Molecule: messenger RNA, 954 nt
Organism: Entamoeba dispar SAW760
Lineage: Eukaryota; Evosea; Mastigamoebida; Endamoebidae
Product: set and mynd domain containing protein, putative
Exons: 2
Coding region: 1-954 (317 amino acids)
Cellular component (GO): nucleus
Molecular function (GO): protein binding
Source: RefSeq, a predicted model, not a curated record
AUGGUAAGAAGUAUUUAUGAUAAUACUGCAUUUUGUAGUGUUAAAUUUGCAACAGAAUUAGCACAGAACCAUCAAAGAGAUGAAGAAUUUAGUGAACAUGUUAAAUUUAUUUAUGAAGAUUUUAAAGAAGAUAAGACAUUAUUAAAUCCUUAUUUUAUUGAUGGGUAUGCUGUUUUUAUUGCUUGUAGUCUUGCUAAUCAUUCUUGUAAAGAAAAUAUUGGAUGGCAUACUGUUGGGGACGUUAUGUAUUGGACAGCAUUAGUAGAUAUUCCUAAAGGAACUGAAAUUACAAUUUCAUAUACAUUCCCUUCUAUCCGUCCAAAAAGAAUUCAAUAUUUCCAAGACAAUUAUGGAUUUAUUUGUGAUUGUCCAUUAUGUAGUGGACCAAUAGAUCCAUGGAGAGCAUUUAAAUGUUCUUGUGGAGGAAUAAUAUAUCCAGAACCAGAAGGAUAUAAAUGCCAUUCAUGUGAAUAUAUUUGUACAGAAGAAGAAAUAAAUCAAUUUAAUGAAGAAGAAGACUUUAUAAUUGACAUGGAAAAAUUAAAACGACAUAAAGCAUAUUAUAAUCCAUUAAGAAAAAUGCAUGAUACUCACCUUUUCUUAUUUAAAGCAAUGAGAAAAUAUGUUUCUUUAAAAUCUUGUCCUAAUCCUUUAGAAAUAUUUGAACAAUAUUUAAUUCCAGUAGCAAAGUAUCAAGUUCAAUUUAGUCAUGGAAGAGUAUUUGCUGCUGUAUUAGAACAGUAUGGAGUUGCUUUAAUAAAAUAUUCUAAAAUUAUGCCAGAUCUGUAUGAAUAUUGUAAAAAUAAAGCCUUAGAAUCAUUUCAAAUGGCUUAUGACUAUCGUUGUUCAUUAGGAAUGGGAAGAACUGGGUACGCAGCUGCUGUACUUCAAGAACAUUUAGAUAUUCUUGACCCAAAGAAUUUAAACAAUUUUGUAGAAUAUGAUGAAUAUUAG